UGUCUUCGGUUUAGGACUCCAGUUGUUGUUGUACAGUAGAAAAACAAAUCUGCAUUACAAAAAUAAAAGAAAAACAUGAAAAUUUCCCUUUCACGAUAAAAUCGAAUCCAAUAAACUAAAAAUAAAUAAAAAAAAAAAAAACAAGAUUAUACAAAUGGUUUCGGCAACACGUAAACGCAUUCUUCUCUUACUGAUUGUUAUUGUACUAACAUUUCUGCUUAUACGCUUCCUGUUGUACAAUGGAACACUAUUGGCUGUAAGUAUGCAGUAUCCACAGGCACAGGUGGUACAAAAUAAACAACACAAAACUAGCCACGAAACACAAAGUUAUAGACGUGCACCCGGUGCUCCGGUAAUUGUGGCGGUAUUUUAUGAAGCCUUAUGUCCGGAUAGUAAACAUUUCAUAAUGAAACAACUAUUACCGGCCUAUAAAGAGGCAGCCCCGCUAAUGGAUGUACAACUCAUACCCUACGGUAAGGCUACCACUUACACCAAUGCCGAUGGCAGUUAUCGUUUCGAUUGCCAACAUGGACACUUGGAAUGUGAGGCAAAUACCUAUCAUGCCUGUGUCAUUGAGGUGGUAGAAGAUGCGCUGGCGCGUCUUGAAGUUGUGGCCUGUAUGAUACGUGAUAAUCAUUUGCCGAAAGAAGCUUUCCAUAAGUGUGCCAAGCAGCAUAAUAUUGAAAAUAUUGAUCUCAUACAAAAAUGUUAUGAUAGUUCCAAUGGCAGUGAACUGCUGAAAUUGAAUGGUGAUGUUACUCAUGCCUUACGGCCCAGCAUUACUUUCAUACCCACUAUAACCUUGGAUGGUUCUCAAGGACGUCAGGCCACUAUUUUGAAAAACCUUUUAGCUGAAAUCUGUAAAAUUGCUGGAGAUAAUGAAAAGGCCGAAGAAAUCUGUAGUAAACAUAUUUGAAGAUAUGUUUUCUUUGGAAAAAAAUUCCAUUUAUGUUUUCAUUUGGAUGCGUUUUAUUUUUCAACAUUGUUAAGUUUUUUCUAAGAAAAUAAGCAUUUAAUUUUUUAAAAGAAAUUUAUCUUAUCAACAAUAACAAAAUUAAUACCAUAACUCACCUGCCACAUGUUGAAAACGUGAAAAACUGAAACAAGUCCAAAGAUAUUAACACUUUAUUUUAAUUCUAAUCUAAAAAGAACAAAACAAAAAAAUUUCUGGUCAUCUUUAUUUUGUAGACUUCACGAAUUAACAAGAAUUUUUUAAAGUUAAUAAUUAUUUGAAUAAGUAAUUAAUAAAUUUAUAUAUUGUGUAAAGCAA
Lucilia sericata (common green bottle fly) is the source of this 1270-nucleotide messenger RNA. Its product is annotated as gamma-interferon-inducible lysosomal thiol reductase. NCBI's taxonomy places the organism in Eukaryota, Metazoa, Arthropoda, Insecta, Diptera, Calliphoridae. Bases 155 to 916 code for a protein of 253 amino acids. The transcript is spliced from 3 exons. The record is from RefSeq and is a predicted model, not a curated record. Gene Ontology annotation, molecular function: oxidoreductase activity, acting on a sulfur group of donors, disulfide as acceptor.